AUGGCGACUGCACUCUGCAUCGCGGCGGCGGUCACCGCCUUCAGCGGCGCGUCGUCCGCGUCGGGCGUGGUGCAGCGGCGCGCGCCUCUCGCUGCCGUCUCGAUGGGCGGCAACAAGAAGGUGUACUCUUUUGAGGGCGUCGACGGCGGCCUGCUCGAGGCGCGGGAGGUCUCCAUCACGAAGCCGCCCGUGUACCUGCUCACGCGGCUAAACGAGAUGAAGGUGGCGACGGGGCUUGCGGAGAGCGGCUUGCUCUCCGCUGCCGAGGAGGCGGGCGUCUUCUCCAAGCUGGAGAGCGCCGGCGCCUUCAGCACCGCAGAGAAGCUCCUGCCGCUGGUCGAAAAGUUCAAACUGCUGUCGCUCUUCGAGGAGCUGCUCGAGGUGGAGGCGGGGCUGCUCUUCACCGCGGCCAACUUCCUGAUCGUCUUCACCCCCGUCGUGCUCACGCUCCAGAUCUGCGGCUUCGUCCCCUUCCCGCAGGGCCCCGUCAUCCCAGUCGAGGCGCUUGCGUGCCUCUCGACGGGCGCCGCCGGCUUCGCGCUCUUCGCGACGGCCUUCAUCAUCGGGAACCUGCAGGAGUCAGCGGGGCCC
Molecule: messenger RNA, 591 nt
Organism: Emiliania huxleyi CCMP1516
Lineage: Eukaryota; Haptophyta; Isochrysidales; Noelaerhabdaceae
Exons: 1
Source: RefSeq, a predicted model, not a curated record